Paramacrobiotus metropolitanus is the source of this 2995-nucleotide messenger RNA. RefSeq lists its product as uncharacterized. Gene Ontology annotation, biological process: proteolysis. NCBI's taxonomy places the organism in Eukaryota, Metazoa, Tardigrada, Eutardigrada, Parachela, Macrobiotidae. The record is from RefSeq and is a predicted model, not a curated record. The transcript has 6 exons. Gene Ontology annotation, molecular function: serine-type endopeptidase activity. Bases 481 to 2787 code for a protein of 768 amino acids.
AAACGAUGCUUUCUCCUGGUCGCCAUUUUUUUAGUAAAUGUCUGGUCUACAUUCGGACUUGAAAACCCGUUACACCGGAUGCAAACGUGUUGUGCGCUCCGCUGAUUACCGGUGGUGGCUCAACUUAAAUAAAGCAGACCAUGUAAUUAAUCCACGCAUCCAUUAGAAAGUGUAUACGAAAGCAUGCAAGAUACAUACACAGCAAAAGUUGCCACCACGAUGUUUUAUACCCGAAGAUUUUUCCGCAUCUAUCGAGUUAUCAGUUUCGUAUAACAAAAAAUUACAGUCACACAGUGUUGUAGCCGUGCGUUGUCGGAACGGCGAUCCAAAGUUACUGUUGGAAUGGUAAUAUUAUCCUGAGCGCGCUUUUGAUGUAUUAUUCAGAAUCUCGUUAAUUAACAAGCCGGAUGUAUAAAAUGUGACCUGUAUACCGUGUAAAUAGUUCAUUUUCACAAGCAGUUCCUUCGAUCUGCCUGUACCAUGGGCAUAAGAAGAUGCGCCAUUGCUGCAGGAUUUUUUAUUAUAAUUUUUUGCUUGACUUCCGGUAUCGGUAGCAGUAAUGCCGCCGAUUUGUCGUCACUGCCGAGCGGGCUGUCGGAGAGCCUAGCAUCGGUGUUAGACUGUAAUGUCAACGGCAAGAGCGGUCUGUGUGUGCCCAGUGUGCUCAAGGAUGUGGUAUGCACACCGCUCGGAUUUCAGUUUGCACCGGAUGCCAAAAUUUGCGGAAGUGAUAAUGUCUGCUGUCAUUCCACGGUGGACAGUAAACCUACCAGCGCAUCUCCCAGUGUUACCACAGCGGUGACUAUCCCACCUGCGGUACCCGAGCAGGCUCAGAAAGGCAGCGCCUCCAUCCUCCUCCUUACUGCCGCCAAACCCGGCCAGCCUGCAUCUUCCGGUCCCAUCACUGACCCCAUCAAAUCACUAACCAGUGUCCAGCUCAACGCCGGCUCCGACACUCCGCCCAGCAAUGCCGACAAAGUUGCCAAUAUCCCCCUCAUCAGCAAACCAUCGACCGACAAAGACAGUGGCAAACCACAGCCCUUCAAUAUUCCGGCCAGCUUAUCAGCCUUUCUACCCAGCGCUAACCAGGCGGGUGACGAUGAUGACGGGGAUGCGGCGCCCACCAUCUCCAGGGUCACCAAGAAGCCGCCCGGUGCCCUGGGCCCGGUUAAAUUGUGUCGCGUGGGGAGUUCACAGGGAAUGUGUGUGAAGAGUGAUCUGGUGAAAUCGCUGUGUCUGCCUUUGGGUUUUGCCACCAGCCCGCAAGGAUGCAGUCCGAAUUAUAUGUGCUGUUUCACACCGGACCCCGAUGAUAAUAACAUCCCCACGGUGCCACCGGAGCCGGCAGCCAAAGCGCCGGUCAAUAAGCCCAAUAUACCGAUACCCUCAAUAAAAAUAACGAACGUGAAAGAUUUGCCCAUAACCAAGCCGGUAAAACAAACUCCGGUCUCCGAUAACCCCACAAGUAUGGAUACAUGCAGUCCUAGCAAUGGUCAACCUGGUUUAUGUAUCCGUUCCGACAUCGCCCCGAUGGUCUGCACACCACUGGGUUACGCAAUCGGUGACCGUUUAACCUGUGCAUACGACCGCGUUUGCUGCUAUCUGGACAAAUCCAAACUCCCGACGGACGCGACUAAUCAAGCACCUUCGCCAACUCCCAACACCCUGCCGGUUUCCGCUACCGGCCCCAAUCCCCGCCCGUGCCAACUGGGACCGGGUAUUAACGGUGUCUGCGUGCCUGCUAAUUUAAUCCAAUCCUGUCCGCUUUUUGGCAAGAAAGUGUCGGCGUUUGGUUGUGCCACCCGGCACAUGGCUCUACCAAAUUAUUGCUGCUAUGAGGAGCAGCGUAAUGCGGCCGUCAGUUUAGACGGGAUUGGCUCGGUGCGGAAGAAACCCCUGCCGGAUGAUCUGGAGCCCAUGCAGCCGUUUAUCUCCGUGGCUGGAGCGGAGACGGUGCCGCGCCUGGAUUCCAUUGUAUGUGGACGGAAGGGUCUGACGGGAAUUGAACCGCGGGCGCUGGCCCGGCGGGCCAAGAUGCUGGGGUCACAUCCGACACUCCCCGGGGAAUUCUGUUGGCAUGCGGCGCUUUUUGAUGCUGAUGGGAAACCGUUUUGUAAUGGAGUGCUACUGCAUCGGGAGUGGGUACUGACGGCGGCGCAUUGUGUUAAACGCGUCCCUCCGGCAAAAACCGUUGUUCGUCUGGGAUUGUGGGCUCUGAAUGGCACUACCAGCUCCGUUCCGAAUCCCAUACUUCCACCUGCUCAGACAUUCCGUGUACUGGAGGCCUUCGUCCACUACAGUUACGACGCGGUGACCUUGGAUAACAACGUCGCACUACUUCAUCUGGACAACCAAGCCGAUUUCUCCGAACCACAAGUGUGCCUGAUCUGUCUGCCGUCGCAGGACAACUACGAUGGUUCACGGUGCACCGUUAGCAGCUUUUCCGCGGCCGAUGGGAUGACCUUUGGGCCAGAUUCCGUGCUGAGUCAAGUGGAUAUGAAUGUCAUGAAUUCCAGUGAUUGCGAAGUGGCGCUAGUUAAUACCGGGAAAUUGCAGAACAACUUCCGGUUAAAUGGUGAUGUAACGUUAUGUGCAAAGGGAAAUCCGAAUGAGGAUACGUGUCGUGGUGAUGGAGGUUCAGGGCUGACGUGUCAAAACAACGACGGGACUUUUGAAGUUGCCGGACUGGUCAGCUGGGGUCUUAGCUGUGGCCUCGGUGCACCAACUGUGUUAACAAGAGUGUGGUUAUAUAACAGCUGGAUACAAGAGAUUAUUCGCAGAUAUUAAAUGUUACUCGAAUGCAUGUGCUGUACAGUGGUAAAACUUUUAUUGUAAACUUUUAAUUUUACUGUAUACUCGUAUUUAUCUUGCUGGGAGUUCGGGACUGUUAUUUCAUACUCUAGUAUUUGAUGUUUCCUGGCGGAACACCUUUCGAAAUCUUUGAUUAAUCACACGGUUUAAAGGGAAAACUGAAAUGUACAACAUGCACACUCAA